AUGCGAGUCCAGGGUCCCGAGGGUGAACUGGGGAUGCGAGUCCGGGGUCCCGGGGGUGAACUGGGGAUGCGAGUCCGGGGUCCCGGUGGUGAACUGGGGAUGCGAGUCCGGGGUCCCGGGGGAUCGCCGCCGCGCGGGGCCGGCAGGAAUUCCCCCAGCGCGGGGAUUCCGCCAGCGCCACGCUCCGCCGCGCGCCGGGCCGCGCAGCCGGACACCUGCGGCGCGGGGGCGCGGGGGAGGGUGGAAGAUUCCCUUGCGUGCGCCGUGACGUCAGCGCGUCGCCUCCGGGCCGUUUCCGAGCCCGGCCGCCCUCGUUUAACCCUUCCGCCUCGGAGCCCGCGCUCGGAGGUGAGUCGGCAUGAGCGCGGCCACUGCCCGACGCAGACAGUGAAGAAGCUCCUGGAAGAACAGAGGCGCCGCCAGCAGCAGCCGGACGCGCGUGGGGUGCAGGGACAGUUCCCGUCCCCGCUGUCGCAGCCCCUGGCCCCAUCUGUGAGUGAGGCUGAGGCUGGCCACCCUCACUUCCCGGCACAGCAGGAGACCGUGGGCUCUGGACUUGGCAGCUUGGCCCCCUCUAUGGGCUUUGCGGACUGGGACCCCAACACGCAUGCCGCCUGCACAGACGGUCUCUGCUCCUACCCCGCUUCCGCUGCCGAAAGUUUCCUGAUUCCUGACUUCUACCCACCCUCGGACCCAGGGCAGCAGUGCCCGUUGCCCCUGGGGAUGGAGGAACCCCCGGACACUCGGCUCUAUGCAGAAUCUUCCCUGUCACAGGCAGGGUCCUGGAGAGUUCCUGGGCUCCCCCUGGGACCCCCACAGUUGCCCGCUGUGGUCACCGGGCCAUCCCUGGAUGCAGCCCGAGCUCACAUGCUGGCUUUGGGGCCACAACAGCUGCUGGCCCAGGAUGAGGAGGGGGACACGCUCCUGCACCUGUUUGCGGCUCGGGGGCUGCGCUGGGCGGCGUAUGCUGCGGCUGAGGUGCUCCAGGUGUACCAGCAUCUGGACAUCCGUGAGCACAAGGGCAAGACCCCUCUCCUGGUGGCCGCUGCUGCCAAUCAGCCCCUGAUUGUGGAGGAUCUGCUGAGCCUGGGAGCAGAGCCCAACGCCACCGACCAUCAGGGACGUUCUGUCUUGCAUGUGGCCGCCACCUAUGGGCUUCCAGGCGUCCUCUCGGCUGUGUUUAACUCAAGGGUUCAAGUUGACCUGGAAGCCAGAGACUUUGAGGGCCUCACCCCGCUCCACACAGCCACCCUGGCUCUCAAUGUCGCUAUGCGCCCACCCGACCUCUGUCCCCGGAUGCUGAGUGCCCAAGCCCAAGAGAGGCUGGCUUGUGUCCAGAUGUUGCUGUACAUGGGUGCCGAUCACACCAGCCAGGAGAUCAAGAGCAACAAGACGGUGCUGCACUUGGCUGUGCAGGCUGCCAACCCCACGCUGGUGCGGCUGCUGCUGGAGCUGCCGCGGGGAGACCUGCGGGCCUUCGUCAACAUGAAGGCCCACGGGAACACAGCCCUCCACAUGGCGGCCGCCCUGCCCCCGGGGCCAGCCCAGGAGGCCAUCGUGCGGCGCCUGUUGGCCGCGGGGGCGGACCCCACGCUGCGCAACCUGGAGAACGAGCAGCCCGUGCACCUGCUGCGGCCCGGGCCGGGCCCCGAGGGGCUCCGGCAGCUGUUGAAGAGGAGCCGAGUGGCACCCCCAGGCCUGUCCUCUUAGGACUCAAACCCAGAACCUGGACUGAUUUUCCAGUCCCCACCGUCCUGUGGGACAGCCAGCGUAUGCUAAUGUGCAAAUCCAUGAUAAUGUAUGUGGAAUACCCUGCCAUUGGGGUCUUACAUUAAAACCCCAAAAUGGCUGCCAGGGGGGUGAGCAGUCCCCAAUAUUUGGGAUGCUGUGACACCCCGCCCCCACCCACGAGGAGCCCUCUUGAUGAUUUCUGUGAAAUCGAGGCCCCUUGAUUGUUUCUGUGAAACACCCCGGGCCCCUAACCCUGUCCUCGCUGAGACCUUUUAGGGUUCUCUCCCCUGACUCAGCUCUUCAUGCCCCAAAACCCAGGCGUAAUGCCUGAAUGAGGUCCGUGGGGCUCCUGAGAUAGCCCCCGGCCCUGCCCAGCUCCCACAGCCCCGGGGUCCUAAGCCGGAGACACAGGAAGGACCUGCUCAGAUUAGAGCAUUAGAGCUCAUCGGGUCCUGCCGCUUUCUAGCUCAGAACUCAGCCGGGCCCUGGCCCGGUCCCCCACGUCCGCAGUGAGUCCCUCCCCUAGUCUGAACGAGCAUCCCUGAGACGCCUAUUAAACGCGACUUGGACUAGAA
Microcebus murinus (gray mouse lemur) is the source of this 2306-nucleotide messenger RNA. The record is from RefSeq and is a predicted model, not a curated record. NCBI's taxonomy places the organism in Eukaryota, Metazoa, Chordata, Mammalia, Primates, Cheirogaleidae.